CAGGUAACAGUCCUAACAGUCACCCCGGUCUCGGGGCCCGCCGCCAGAGCUUGAGGGGACGCGCAUCGUGUGUGCUCCUCCGGGUGCAGAGGGGGGGAUCGGGCCGUGCCGGCGGCGCAGCGCUGGGGUUUUUAAAGAGGACCCAGUACUUGGAAUGAGAAUAUUGUGAUCAUGAGUCAACAGGGUUAUGUUGCAGCUCCUCCAUAUUCCCAAUCCCAGACAGGAAUAGGAGGCUUUUCUUCAGGUUUUGGACCACCUAGUUCUUCACUUCAUUAUGGGCAUUAUGGGGACUCUAACUCCUCCUGCUCAGCACCUCAACCAGGUGUGCCAAAAUCAACUGUGCCUUUUGGAUCCUCAGCUUCUAUUGGGCCUCCACCACCUGGUAUACAUCAAUUCAGCCAGAUCAACUCUCAAAAUGGGCCCAGUACACCAGGGCAACAGCCACAUAGGUUUCAAGGCCCUCCACUUCCAUGCAACUCAAGACUUUCUUAUCCUCCCUACAGUCAUCAGUCACAACCAGCCUACCCAAAUACUACAUCCACUUCAUCUACAACACAACUUGCUAACAAGCUCAACAGUAUGCAGAUAAAUAGCUACGGUCCUGGCACUACUCCAAGCCUUCUCAUGUCUUCUGGGCAUCCAGCAUCUUUUCAGGGUCCACAACUAUCACCUUCACCAGCCCAACAGCAAGUUGCUUUACCACCUGGAUCACAGGUUCCUCCACCAGCAAAUAAUCUUAAUGGCCUUUGUGCUCAACCAUUGGUGCCUCCUAUAGCCAGACAAGGUGGAAUCCCUGGGCCUGUCUCCCCCAGUCCGUACUUGCAGCAGCUUUCAGCACAGUCUUCAGCACCUGGAUAUCAUCCUCAGCAAUCAAACUAUGGUCUUCAGAUGGCAGGGUCUCAGCUGUCUUUUCCUGGUGCUUUUUCUGGGGGUCCAGCACAGCUCUCAGGCCCACAGCAGAAGAAGCUUGAUCCUGACUCUAUUCCCAGCCCAAUUCAAGUAAUUGAAAAUGAUAAGGCUUCUAGAGGAGGGCAGAUCUAUGCUACAAACACAAGAGGACAGGUUCCUCCUCUUGUCACCACAGACUGCAUAAUCCAUGACCAAGGCCAUGCCAGCCCUCGUUACAUCCGAUGUACCACCUACUGCUUCCCAUUGUCUUCAGAUAUGGCCAGACAGGCUUGUAUUCCACUGGCGGCUGUCAUCCAACCAUUUGCUGUCGUUCCACCAAAUGAGACUCCUCUUUAUGUUGUAAGCCAUGGUGAGACUGGACCAAUCCGAUGCAACCGGUGCAAAGCUUAUAUGUGUCCCUUCAUGCAGUUUAUCGAAGGUGGAAGGAGAUACCAGUGUGGAUUUUGCAACUGUGUAAAUGAUGUCCCUCCGUUCUUCUUUCAACAUCUGGACCACACUGGCCAGCGGGUAGACCACUGUGAAAGGCCUGAGCUGUAUCUGGGAUCUUAUGAAUAUGUUGCUACUUUGGAUUAUUGCCGAAAUAACAAGCCUCCAAAGCCACCAGCUUAUAUCUUCAUGAUUGAUGUAUCGUACAGAAACAUCAAGAGUGGUCUGGUUAAACUCAUAUGUGAUGAGCUCAAGACUCUUCUAGGUAAACUUCCAAGAGAAGAGCAAGAGGAAUGCUCAGCAAUUCAAGUUGGUUUUGUCACUUAUAACAAGGUCCUCCACUUCUUUAAUGUUAAAAGCAGCUUAGCUCAGCCUCAGAUGAUGGUGGUCUCUGAUGUCGGAGAAGUUUUUGUUCCUUUGCUGGAUGGUUUCCUUGUUAACUUCCAGGAUUCACGAUCUGUUGUUAUCAACUUGUUGGACCAGAUUCCAGAGAUGUUUGCAGACACUAAUGAGAGUGAGACCAUCUUCGCUCCUGUUAUCCAGGCUGGCAUGGAGGCACUAAAGGCUGCAGAAUGUGCUGGAAAAUUGUUUAUUUUCCAUUCUUCAUUGCCAACUGCAGAAGCACCAGGGAAGCUGAGGAACAGAGAUGACAAAAAACUACUCAAUACAGAUAAAGAAAAGACGCUCUUCCAGCCCCAAGUAAAUUCUUAUGAGCCCUUAGCCAGGGAUUGUGUGGCCAAUGGCUGCUGUGUGAAUUUGUUCCUCUUCCCAAAUCAAUAUGUGGACAUAGCCUCCAUGGGUCUUGUCACACUGUACACUGGAGGAACACUGUACAAGUACAGCAAUUUCCAGCUCGAUGCCGACAGCCCACGGUUCUUAAGUGACCUCAGGAACAACAUAGAAAAAAAGACUGGAUUUGAUGCAGUAAUGAGGGUUCGGACAAGUACAGGCUUCAGGGCUACAGACUUUUUUGGUGCCAUUUACAUGAACAACACCACAGAUGUAGAGAUGGCAGCAGUUGACUGUGACAAGGCAGUGACAGUAGAGUUCAAACAUGAUGACAAACUGAAUGAAGACAGUGGAGCCUUAAUUCAGUGUGCUGUCCUUUACACGUCCAUAAGUGGGCAAAGAAGACUUCGCAUACACAAUAUAGGUUUGAAUUGUAGCUCCCAGUUAGCGGAUGUCUACAAGAGCUGUGAAACAGAUGCGCUUAUCAACUUCUUUGCCAAGUCAGCUUUUAAGGCCAUUCUAAGCCAACCGCUAAAGAUGGUCAGAGAGAUGCUGGUGAACCAUACAGCUCACAUGCUGGCGUGUUACAGGAAGAACUGUGCCAGCCCCUCGGCAGUAAGCCAGCUCGUUCUUCCAGAUGCAAUGAAGGUGCUGCCUAUGUACAUGAACUGCCUGUCCAAGAGCUGCGUGCUAGUUGGUAGGCCAGAAAUUCCAACCGACGAGCGAGCUUACUAUCGCCAGCUGGUCACCUCUAUGGGGGUAGCUGACACACAGUUGUUUUUCUAUCCCCAGCUUCUGCCAGUUCACAGCCUGGAUCUGAAGAGUGAUGCCAUCCCAGCUGCCGUCCGCUGCUCUGAGGAACGUCUCUCAGAAGGAGGGGCCUUCCUUCUGGCCAAUGGUCUGAUUAUGUUCCUGUGGCUGGGAGUCAGUGUACCCCCAGAGCUCAUCCAGGGGCUUUUCAAUGUGCCGUCCUUCGCACACAUCAGAACGGAGGCUACUUCACUGCCUGACCUGGACAAUCCAUAUUCUAAGAAAUUUAAGUCAGUACUGAAGCAUAUCCAGAGCCAAAAGCCCUACGCUAUGAAGUUGAUGAUAGUGAAACAGCGGGAGCAAUCAGAGAUGCUUUUCCGACACUUCCUGGUAGAAGACAAGAGUAUUUAUGGAGGAGCUUCCUACGUGGAUUUCUUAUGCUGUGUUCACAAGGAGAUCUGCCAGCUGCUCAGUUAAGGAAACUUAAGUAUAAUAUGUAAGUUUCGUUUGGAUUUUGCAAGAGGGACAGGUCUUGCUGCCUGAAAGCUGGCCCACAGCUCCACUGUCCCCAAGCAUCCUGCUGUGCUUUAGGGAAUCUUGCCUGUGCCUCUUUUGCACAGUCUCAUUUCACACAACCUCUCACUGAGUAUUUAGCUUACUUAGAAUAGGAAGUUCUGCACUCAGGUAUUAGUCUUCUGGGAGUCCUGACUCUUUCUGUAAGUGAGUUGCCAGAUAUCAAACUGUCAGUACUUAAGAGCAUAUGGUAUGCUGUUAUUAAAAUGUAAUUAUUCCUUUCACUAGUCUGAAGUUGUACUUGAGCCAGGAAAGAUGCUAGAAAUCUAUACAGAAGUGGAAAAAAAAAAAUACACAAACCUGCUUUUUCUAAGUGAGGGCAUUCAGCUGACAGAUUUGCAGUAAUCACGUAGUUCAAUUUAAGUGCUUCAGCAUCUUUUGUGUAAAGCUAAACCCUAAAAAAUAAUGCCUUUUUUUCUGGAAGGAACAAGUACUGCUUUCUCCAGAAAGAGAGCUCUGGGUAACCUUCCGCAGUUGGGCUUAUCCAGGACGCAAAAAAGUUUCUGUUUAUAACUGGACUUGAGUAAGUUUAACGGCAGUGGCCCACAGGAAGAACAAUGAUCAAACAAUCCUUUUGCUAAGUCUGGCAGAUAAUGCUAUACUAACAUGGUACAAUUCUCUAGUCUUAAGGGCAACAAUUAAUUUAGCAUACUAUUUAAUUACAUUUUCAGAAUUGAAUGAGUUAGGUUUUAUUUGUAUUUUGCUAACUUGAAUAUUCCUAAUAGACCUUAGAUAAGCAUCUGUCCCUCAAAAUUUCAGUGGCGGGUCAGCUCUAAGAGAGGUUGACACAUUAACCAAAGGUUACUUAUAGUGCUAUAAAAAGAAGGCCUCUGGUUUAAUACCUGUUCUGUUACAGCAACCUCCAUUCACAUGACUGAUGCAUUCAAAAGGCACCGGUUUGAAAAAUAAGCCUCUGCUAACAUCAGUAUUUCAGGUAGAAUUUAGAAAGCCAGAGUCUUUGGAAUAGCUGUUUACCUCAUAUCUGAGGUAAAUUCAUAUCUGAGUAUCCUUCAUCAGUCUAUCUAUACCUUUAAGACCAAUGCCUCUGCAUGAGAGGUUUCAACUCUGCCAAACUUGAGAAGCUACAGCUAUAAAAAUCAGUGUUUCAAAGAAAACAAAAAGUUCUCAAAAGUAAGGCUUAGAUUUGGGCCUCAAAAAAAAGAAAAAGAAAAAAUAUGUUUCAUCAUGUUGGUGUUGCUACUUAGUUUAAUCAUUUUCAUAUCCAAUGAGCAGUCAAGAUGAACAUUUUUUGAUUUGACAGCUUAUCAAAACAGAUGUAUUCUUGUGCAUCGACUGCACAUUCUUAAAAUAAGUGGCUAUAUUACAAAGGGAUCCUUGGACUGAACUCAGCUGCCAAGGCAAGGACUUCUUAGCUGAAGAUGUUACCAUGUAAAACAUAUCUGUUGCCAUUCGAAAUCAGUGUACUUUGUAUAAUGACACCAGCAACUCUCUGUGUAAAGAAAUAAGCAAUUAUUAAAUAUUGUCAUCAUGUGGGCGUUUAUUA
This is a messenger RNA of Pezoporus flaviventris, 4891 nucleotides long. It is a transcript of the gene SEC24D, whose product is annotated as SEC24 homolog D, COPII coat complex component. Lineage: Eukaryota; Metazoa; Chordata; Aves; Psittaciformes; Psittacidae. The coding region runs from base 172 to 3291 and encodes 1039 amino acids. Gene Ontology annotation, cellular component: COPII vesicle coat; endoplasmic reticulum exit site. The record is from RefSeq and is a predicted model, not a curated record. Gene Ontology annotation, molecular function: SNARE binding; zinc ion binding. The transcript has 23 exons. Gene Ontology annotation, biological process: COPII-coated vesicle cargo loading; intracellular protein transport; endoplasmic reticulum to Golgi vesicle-mediated transport.